GAAAGAUCAAGCCUUCGAAAACGAGCCGUUUUUCUUUGCAGCUGUCCCAUAUUGCAGAAUGAGUAAUUUGGUCAAUAGCCUUCUGUACGGCUUCUCAAGCAUAUUGUCGUUUGGACCGGAUGUUCCCAGAGAAGACGACGAAAAGGGCGACUGUUCAGGCGCCGGAGCCGACGGAAACUGCUGUAAAACCAAGGCAACCCCAGACACCAAGGUGAUGGAGCCGAGUCCUGGAUCAGUAACGCAAUCCGGCUGUUGCCAAUCCAACAAAGAAGCAUCGGAAUCCAAGGACGGCUGUUGUCAAUCUAACAAGGAAUCGGCCGCAUCCAAGGACGGCUGUUGCCAAUCCAGCAAAGAAUCCUCGGUGUCCAAGGACGGCUGUGCAUGCGAAUCGCAUACCGGAUCGGUCGAUAUUAACUCGCUCAAGAUCUUUUAUUCGUCAUUAACCGGUACCGCCAAAGAAUUUGCCGUGGAGUUACAAACAAAGCUUCAAGCUGCCGAACAUGUUCACGUCCAUGAGCUCCAAGUGCUUGAUAUCACAGAAUACGACAAUGACAACCUGCUGACGGAAACCUCGGUAUGCAUUUUCGUCUUGUCGUCUUAUAAUGUCGAAGGACCUCUGGACUGGUUUACAAAGUGGCUCCGUGAUUUGCGUUACGAUUUCCGAGUCGAUCGCUUAGCGCUGCAAAAAUUGCGAUAUGCCGUGUGUGGUUUGGGUGAUUCAGCUUACGGGGACGAAUUCAAUGUGGCUUCUCAAGACAUCGACAAAUGGCUUGGCCAGUUGGGCGCAACCCGAAUUUAUCCUUUAGGCAGCUGUGAUAAGAAUGCCGAUCAAAAGGCCCAAUUUGACGCUUGGUCAGAACAGUUUAUUGGCGAGUUGAGAGACAAGCGAUCGUUGGAGUUCUCACCGACGAAUAUUGAGUAUGAUUCGGAAGGCGAAGAUGAAGAGGAGUCGGACGAUGUCAACGUUGGCUCGGGUGAGGAAAUGGUCGAUUUGGAAGAUAUGGGUAGUAUGGCGGCCAAGAUCAAGGAAAGCAAGAAGAAUCGAGCGGAUGAAGAAGAGGCCUUCAGUAACAGCAAAGCCCGAGCAAAACGAUCCAUUGGCGUCGACGGAAAGACGGUGAGUCGUAAAGCGGCCGGGUCAACGGAAGUGCGCGAAAUGGUGUCCCCGAUGCUUCACAAGAACUUGACGAAGCAAGGGUACAAGAUUGUCGGUACCCAUUCCGGUGUCAAGAUUUGUCGCUGGACUAAAUCGGCGUUACGAGGUCGAGGCUUCUGCUACAAGCACGCAUUUUACGGUAUUCAGAGUCACUUGUGUAUGGAGACCACACCUUCGUUGGCAUGUGCCAAUAAAUGUGUGUUUUGCUGGCGACAUCACACCAAUCCUGUCGGCACCACGUGGCGAUGGAAGAUUGACGAUCCCAAAUUUAUCUUGGACGGUGCCAUGGAAAAUCACUACAAAAUGAUUAAGCAGCUCAAAGGUGUUCCUGGUGUGAAAGCCGAUCGUUUCCAAGAAGCAUUUACCAUUCGUCAUUGUGCGCUUUCCCUGGUUGGCGAGCCCAUCUUUUACCCGCAUAUCAAUGAAUUUGUGACGCUUUUGCAUGAAAGAAAUAUUUCCUCGUUCCUUGUGACCAAUGCUCAAUUUCCCGACAAAAUUGCAGACAUGGUCCCUGUGACACAGCUUUAUGUCAGUGUCGACGCAGGCACCAAAGAAGGCUUGAAGAAGAUUGACCGUCCCUUGUUCAGAGACUUUUGGGAACGAUUCUUGGGCAGUUUGGAGUCGCUUGGAAACAAGGGACAACGAACGGUUUACCGCUUAACGUUGGUCAAGGAUCACAACACGGAAGAAAUUGACAACUAUGUGGAAUUGAUUCGUCGCGGCCGACCAUCAUUCAUUGAAGUCAAGGGCGUGACUUAUUGUGGUUACAGUGGAGCCAGCAAUUUGACCAUGGCCAAUGUUCCUUAUCAUGUGGAAGUGGUGGAGUUUUGCGAAAAGAUUGUCGAGAAAUUGGGUGGAGGUUAUGAAAUUGCGGCAGAGCAUGCUCAUUCUUGCUCCAUUCUGAUUGCCAAAACGAGCUUCAAGGUGAAUGGAGAAUGGCACACGCAUAUUGAUUACCCUCGAUUCUUUGAACUUGUCAAGAGCGGAGAGCCUUUUACCGAUCUCGAUUACAUGGCCAAAACUCCUGACUGGGCCAUCUUUGGUACCCCGGAAGCCGGAUUUGACCCUGAAGAAACACGAUGGUAUAGAAAGAACCGAAAAACCAUGCCUCCCGUGGAAGUGGCGGCGUCAUAAAGCAAUUCUAUUUUCUUUUAUUUAUUCCUCACAUUUACCAAUAAAAAAAGCAAUUAAAGACUCGGACC
This is a messenger RNA of Radiomyces spectabilis, 2358 nucleotides long. RefSeq lists its product as uncharacterized. Gene Ontology annotation, molecular function: 4 iron, 4 sulfur cluster binding; catalytic activity; FMN binding. The transcript is spliced from 5 exons. Bases 59 to 2290 code for a protein of 743 amino acids. The record is from RefSeq and is a predicted model, not a curated record. NCBI's taxonomy places the organism in Eukaryota, Fungi, Mucoromycota, Mucoromycetes, Mucorales, Radiomycetaceae. Gene Ontology annotation, biological process: wybutosine biosynthetic process.